Molecule: messenger RNA, 3975 nt
Organism: Phycodurus eques (leafy seadragon)
Lineage: Eukaryota; Metazoa; Chordata; Actinopteri; Syngnathiformes; Syngnathidae
Gene: cers5
Product: ceramide synthase 5
Exons: 9
Coding region: 424-1512 (362 amino acids)
Biological process (GO): ceramide biosynthetic process
Cellular component (GO): membrane
Molecular function (GO): sphingosine N-acyltransferase activity; DNA binding
Source: RefSeq, a predicted model, not a curated record
UUCGACCAAUGGGUCCUGGAGUUUUAUUUUGCAAACCUAGCCGGAAAAGGACUCUGCCAUUCGGAGCGGCGAGCUUGCCGACUGGCGGAGGAGGCGCUGAGGAAGAAGUGCGGGGGGGGCGCCCGCCCGCCCCCCCGCGACACGCUUUAAACCUUCUUUUCGUUCUUCCAACUGGACUUUUCUUCUCUGCGCCUUGGGGGAUAAUGGCUGCCCUUUCAGCCUGGUUCUGGAACGAGCGGUUCUGGCUGCCGCGCAACGUCACCUGGGCGGACCUCGCCGAGCGGGCUGCCGGGGUGGAGUAUCCCCAAGCCGGGCACUUGUUGGCCGCCUUCCCGCUGGCCGUGGGGAUGUUCGCCGUCAGGAUGCUCUUCGAGAGCAGAUUUGUCGCCAGUACGUGCGCGAGACGCCUCCACAUUCAUCCUGAUGUUGAACGAAAAGCUCAGCCCAAUGCAGUGCUGGAGAAAGUGUUUACAUCCAUUACAAAGGUCUCCCAUGAUCAUUUGUUUCGUCAUGCUUUUCAUCACACGACGUGCACUUCAUGUCUUUUCCGCCUUUCCCCCGGCAGAAUCCAGACUCGCGCCAUCUGGACGGGCUGUCCAAGCAGCUGGACUGGGAGGUGCGCAAGGUGCAGCGCUGGUUCCGACAGCGCAGGAACCAAGACAAACCCAGCACACAUGCGAAGUUCUGCGAGAGCAUACCUCCUGGAUGUGGGAUACGCGGCAUUGCUGGUAUGGUUACCCUUAUCAGGUGUUGACGCCUGCGCUUUACCGCUACUAUGUGACAGAGCUGGCCUUCUACUGGUCACUCUUGUUCUCCCAGUUCACUGACAUUAGAAGGAAGGACUUUCUGUCCAUGUUUGUUCAUCACCUGGCGACGGUUGGCCUGAUCAGCUUCUCCUACGCCAACAACAUGGUGCGGGUGGGCACCCUGGUGAUGUGCGUGCACGACGCCUCCGACUUUCUGCUCGAGGCAGCCAAACUGGCCAACUACGCUAAGUAUCAGCGCCUGUGUGACCUCCUCUUCAUCAUAUUUAGUUUGACCUUCUUCCUCACGCGGCUCGUCAUAUUUCCAAUAUGGGUCCUAAACUCCACCAUGUUUGAGAGCUGGCUGAUCGUGGGUCCGUUCCCGUCGUGGUGGCUCUUCAACGUGCUGCUGCUGGUGCUGCAGGUUCUGCACGUCAUCUGGUCUUACCUCAUCGCACGCAUCGCCAUCAAAGCCGUCCUGAGGGGCAAGAAGCUGUUGGGUUCUUCUCCCUGCGGACUGACAGACCCCAUCUUUCUUUCUGUUUGUGUGCUUUUCUUUGCUCCUUUGUGUCCUCUCUCCACACCUUUGACGACUUUACGCUUCUUUCUCGCUGUGUGCAACGACGUGCGCAGUGACGUGGAGAGCAGCUCCGAGGAUGAGUCGCCGGCGUCGCGCCGAACCAGGACGACGCACGCGCGGAAGGCCGAAAACGGCACCAACGGACACUACGCUGCCGCCAGAAGCAGACCUCACGCCACACCCACGUGACCUCCCGAGACUUGUUUUUGUGUUUUGGACGUUCUCCAUUUUGACGGUCAGAUGAACUUCCAUUUAUGGUUCACACUGGAUCACAUCCUGACGUGUUCAUUUUUGACCCGUUAAGUGAUGUCAAACGGGACAAACCGCCCCACUCCACUGUUUUUAAUGUACUACUGUGUGCUACUUUUUUACUGUUUUUUUUUUAAACUUCCUAUUAGAAUAUGAAUGAAUUUGUCACUGCCUAUAAAUGUUUUUCCCCAGGCUUUAUAGAGCCAAUGAGACAAAAAAUAUUUGUGAGAUGAUGUCAGGCUUUUCAGAACUCCCUGCCUCUACCUAUACGUGACCAUUUGCUGUCCAGCUAGCUCGUGGCCACAAAUUAAUGUAACGUGCGCAUAAAAUGCUAAUUCGUGGCCAAGGAUUCGAAUUUCGUGAGCAUGUUGCAUCUAUACAGUGAUCGCAAAUUCGUAUUAUAUAUAAUAUAUACGUUAUAUCUAUAUUGUAGCCACAAAUGAGCAUUUUAUGCACAUGUAAUAUCACAUGUGGCCACAAAUCAAUGUACUUAAAAUGCUAAUUUAUAACCACCAAAUACUAAUUUGUGUUCACAAUAUAGAUAUAACGUGCGCGUAAGUACAACCCCAAUUCCAAUGAAGUUGGGACGUUGUGUUAAACAUAAAUAAAAACAAUAAUUUGAAAAAUCAUGUUUAACCUAUAUUUAAUUGAAUACACUACAAAGGAAAGAUAUUUAAUGUGCAAACUGAUAAACUUGAUUGUUAGCAAAUAAUCGUUAACUUAGAAUUGUAAUUGAAGUUUAUCAGUUUGAACAUUAAAUACCUUGUCUUUGUAGUGUAUUCAAUUAAAUAUAGGUUGAACACACAACGUCCCAACGUCAUUGGAAUUGGGGUUGUACAAAACUGAGCAAGGAGAGCCGGGAUCAAGACGUCCACUAACUCAACGGAAAUAACAUUUGUCUUCCUCAGCCACAAAGACUUGUUAUGUAGAACAAGAUGCGAAAGAAAACUGUGGUAUGCAAAUUAUGCGGUAUUCAACUCACUGAAAUGGCGGAAACAAUGUCAAACUUUAUUUGGCAUCUCAAAAGAAAACAAACAGGAAGCUAAUGUUAACGGUAAGUAAGACCAGCAAAUCUAAUUUGGUCUUGCUGAGAUAAAUAUUAAUGGUAAGAGAUAACGCGUUUUAUAAUUGAUUUUUAUGAUCUUGGUCUUGAGUCAGAAAAGUCGUGACUGGUGUUGGGCAACUGUUUUGUCUCAGAUAAUGUGGCACAACACAACCAAAGUAUUUGGUGACUACAAAUUAGUAGUUUGUAGCCACAAUACAGAUAAAUAAAAAGGCAUGUUCGGGGCUCUGUAUCGUAUAUACUGAAAUAAUAAUAAUCUCAUCUCGGUUUACUCCCAAAUGUACUCGGCGUGAAAUGCGGGGCUGUUUAGUUGAACACAAAGCUUGUCACAGUAUUCUUUUGUAUGAAUGACACCAGGUGGACAAUUGCCAUCGAUUGGAAGUACAUUUCAUUCUCGUGCCCGUCAUUAUAUGUCGCUGGCAUAUCGAGAUAAACAAAGAUGCAUUAUUAAUAGUAAAUGAUGAAUUUUCAGACCAAUUAAGUAAAAGCGGAUAGUUUCUCACAGCACAGACGUUGCGAAUCACUGCUGUAAAGACCAAAAGUCUUCUCACACGAGAACUAAUGUGAUCAACAUCAUUCAAUCACAAAUGUCCUAUUGGGGGCGGGGCAAAGAGGUGUUUCCGAGUCGGUGCAGUCCGUUUUAGUCUUUCAUCAUCUCCGGAUCCUGGUUUUCGGCGGCCAUUUUGAGCUCCUUUUGCCUCCGCAUGUAGCGGUAGCCUCGCAUGGUGCACAGGUAGCCCCCGUAUAGGGUCAGCAACAUCAUGGAGGCCGAGAAGGCCCGGUACCCCAUGUCGGCCAAACGCUUUCCGGUAACCAUGGCGAUGGCCUUGUUUUUAAAAGACAGGAAAGAAAACAUGCGAUUUUCAGGUCAGAAACCACCACCAAAAUGAACCCAAAAAUUAGCUUCAAAACUUGCAACGUACUGCAGAAUUUGAUCAAGACUACUCAAAUAUUACUGUGACCCCCCCCCGCUAUUCAUGGGGAAUCAAACCCUGCAGUGAAUGGCGAAAAUCUGCCAGGUAAUUGACGCCCCCAAAAGGGUUUGUGAGUGCUGAUUGAUGCCAAUGGAAAGUUUGCAAAGGAUUGCCUUUUGUCUCAAUCAAAGUCCUCAACUCACUUAAACAGGCGCUGAAGCAAUACUAUAAUUCGCCUGAGCCCAAAACAGCAAAAAGGCGAGUUUUUGCGUCAAUAACAGGAUUGGCUCAAAAAUAAUAAUAAUAAAAAAAUAAAAUAAAACAUAUAUAUAUAUGUAUGUAUUGUAAAUUUGUUGUUUCACGUUUCAUUUCAACUGCUCAAGCAGGUCUGUGUUCAAUAAAAGACUAAUAAAAUAAUAAUAAAAA